GCUGACAAAAAUGCAGCCAUGGAAAUGAUCCGGGAUCUGCAUGAGGCAUUCCGUGAGAUGGUCACUCAUAACGAUUGGAUGGAUGAACAAACCCGAAAGAUCGCCAUCGAAAAAUCCCGCGCCAUGCAAAGUCUCAUUGGAUAUCCGGAUUUUGUGCUGAGCGACGAAAAACUUGACGACUUCUAUAAACUGGUGAGCUGA
Anisakis simplex (herring worm) is the source of this 201-nucleotide messenger RNA. The record is from the annotation of a GenBank genome assembly. Lineage: Eukaryota; Metazoa; Nematoda; Chromadorea; Rhabditida; Anisakidae.